AAACAAGUAAACAAACAAAAGCCGUUCCCUUUCUUCUUCACACCUGAACUGGAAUACGCUGCUCAUUUAUCCGCACCAGCAAAUCUACGCGCUGUGGGAGAUGCUCGUCCACCUCCACGUCCCCAGUUUGAGCGACAGCCCCCUCCACCAAUGAGCGCGCAGUGGAGGCGCAGGUCCGCCAAUCGCGGCGCGGUAAGAGGAGGCGACAGCCCCGCCCUCCCUCCAUGACGUCAUGCGCGAACAGCUGGUCCGCUGCGAGACGUGAAAAUGUGGACGAGCACGGCGAUAUAAAAAGCCGAACGGGCCGCGCUCUCGCUGGAGGUAAACACUCCGCGUUUUCCGGUCACGAUCCGCGGCGGCUUCUGAAGGCUCCAGCUCGGACAUGGGCCGCGCGCAGCUCCUGUUGCUCCUCUCCGCCUGCCUGUGCUCCGCCGGAGAUUGCUUAUUUGUGACGGAUUAUUUCACCCGGACGCCUCGCAAGCUAAAUGCCUUUCGUUCCUUCGCCAGCGUGGAGCUGUUCCACUUCAACGUGCCUGAUGACACCGUGGUGGCCGUCUGGAACCUCAUUACCUUCAAGGAGCAAGGGGGUACCUUCGGAGACAGCUGUCCUGACCGCAAUGUGACAGUAUAUUUCAGGUCAGGAGCCCCACCAGUGAUCAACCCCCUCAACACUCGUUUCCCACGAGACACCAUCAUCCCAGGGUCCUUCGCUGUCACUCUGACAUGGACGCUGCCCAACCGUACCACAGGGGUGUUCAAUGUCACCAGCCCACUCCCUGGAGACUGGUUCCUGGCUGCACAUCUACCAAAAGACGAAGGAAAAAUCUCUGUCAAGGGUCUUCAUGAAGAAUGUCAGUACCUCUUCCAACCUCAGCUGAUAGUCCAGAGGCUCAUUGGGAUUUCGGUGCUAUAUCCUGGCUACUUCAUAGACCAGAUGAUUCCAGUUCACAACAGAUCUGUUCUCUACAAAGUGUUCAUUCCCAGCUACAUAUCUCUGGUGAAAGUCCAGCUGGUGGACUGCGGCACCAGGAACAAGAGUGGUGAGAGCUGUCCGGUGCUGCUGAAGAUCCGGGCCAGGGCUCCACCGGUCCACAACUCCAGCUCAGUGGACUGCAGAGAGAACACGCCCUGCGAGCUGGAGCUACCACUGCUGUCCUGGGAGCAAUGGUACUACAUCCUUGUGGAGCGCUACCUCAGUACUGCAGACGUGUACUUCCGCAUCGGAGUACAAGUGAAAGAUUGCUCCAAGCCAAGUGUCACCAAGGGUUCCUCAGCCAUGAAUAUGCCCCAGUCAUUCGGCUCUGCCAUGGGCUUCUCCCUGUCAGAAACCCUUCCAGCUGCCAGCCUGCCUAGCCUGUCACGGAAUGGCUCUGAUCGAGGGCCGCUGCUGACAGCUGAAGACAGCAUCACCUAUUUGGCUCCGACUGCCGAUACGAAUAAAUGCUGGCCCAUCCGACCCACAUUACGAAAUGAGCUGGAUACCUUCUCCGUGCAUUUCUAUAUCUUCUUUGGACCCAACAUCUCCAUCCCUCCAGACCGGGCAGCGGUGUUUGCCAUUAAUCUGAUGCCAGUGCUGGACAGUGGAGGUGUCCUCAACAUGGAGCUCAAGCUCAACGUGUCUUCAGCAAAAGGGGAGAACAUGACUGUCUUUGGCUGCCUGAACCAUGGAAUGCCGCUAGCUCUUCGGGACAACUCCUCCGUCAAAUGUGAAUCUGAAGCCAUUUCAGGGUUUCUUCUAUCCGUGAACACCAGUACAAACAUUACCAAGCUACGGAUUCCAUACCCGCAAACUGGGACCUGGUACCUCAGCCUCCGAUCUCUAUGCUCCACAGAGCGCGGGUUUGAGGCAUGCACUAAUAUAACAGCAGAGGUGUAUCUUCGCUCAUACCUGACCCCAUGCAUCAACGACUGUGGCACUUACGGCCAGUGCAAGCUCCUCCGCACCAACAACUACCUGUAUGCUGCAUGCGAGUGCAAAGCAGGCUGGGACGGCUGGGGUUGUACAGACAAUACAGAGGCUUAUUCGUAUGGAUUUCAACUACUGUCCACCCUGCUGCUCUGUCUGAGUAACCUGAUGUUCGUUCCGCCCGUGGCCAUCGCCAUCCGCAGCCAUUAUCUGCUGGAAGCCUCCGUUUACAUCUUUACCAUGUUCUUCUCUACUUUCUAUCAUGCGUGUGAUCAGCCAGGCAUUGUGGUUUUCUGCAUUAUGGAGUAUGAUGUCCUCCAAUUCUGUGAUUUUCUUGGCUCCCUCAUGUCUGUAUGGGUCACUGUCAUUGCUAUGGCCAGACUUAAAUCCAUCAUCAAACAGGUGUUGUACCUGCUUGGGGCAAUGUCUCUGUCCAUGGCCCUGCAGCUGGACCGCCAUGGCCUAUGGAACCUGCUAGGCCCCAGCCUCUUUGCCUUGGGCAUAAUGGCCAUUGCCUGGACUGUGCGUACCAUCCGCCGUCGCCGCUGCUAUCCACCCACCUGGAAGCGCUGGGUCUUCUUCCUCUUCCCGGGCACCAUGAUCGCCACAUCGGCCGUGGCACUGUAUGCUUUCGUGGAGACGGAGGAGAACUACUUCUACAUCCACAGCAUCUGGCACAUGCUGAUCGCAGGCAGUGUGGGCUUCCUGCUGCCACCGCGCGCCAAACCCGACGCCAAAGUGACCCCGCUGAAGCGCCGCCGGGGCUGUGGCUACCAGCUCUGUGUCAACGAGCACGAGGAGAUGGGCCUGGUGGAUCCAGCCAUCAUCACCAUCAACAGCAUCUGCACCAGCUGAUAACACUCCACACGCUUCUCAAACACACGGACAUCUGUUUGCCUUUUCUCUCCUCCCUUUGGAAUUGAAAAAAAGGGAAAACAAAGCCAGAGAACUCAUCAUCACACUGUAAAUAAAAUCGGACUGAGGGAACACGUAAAUACACUUGAGUUGUUUUCUGUUUCUGUUUUUUGUUUGUUUUCUUUAUUGUUACACUAAUUAGCAUUUUUUGCAUUGCUGGUAAGUUGGGGUGGUUUGUGGUGGUAACAGUAUUGCACUGUUGUUUCUUUUUAAGAAGUCUAAGCUGAACAUGCUGCUGCUAUUUGACGGUGACUGUACAGACGUGUCAUGUAAUUAUUUAUUGUUUCCUCUGGAAUCCAAAAAGACCAAAACUAUUUUAGGGUUUGGCUGACAUUAGAGAAGACAGUUUGUGGAUAUAUAUUUGAAAGGCCUCUUCCAAAGUCCACGCUUGUUGUUUGUGUUCUUACUUACAGUUGACAUGAAACAGAAAUCACAGUGCGCUUUCCUUUCAGACCGUGACGUAUUUACGAGUGGAGGUCUGUUAUGUGGCCCAAGAAAAUAUUGGGUUCCAGGUUGGGCUGUGGUCAUAUUCACAUGGACAGUGCUUAUUAAAUGUUCACCAUGGACAAAAUACAAAGAAGGCUCACUAAAGGGGGACUAUUUAGAUCUCUGAAGGAGUCAGGGAAGUGUUUGUGAAAACAUUCUGACCUGGUUGUAAUAUCAGAUCAAAAGUACACUGGCCACAUACAGUGUUGAGCUUGUGACAGCCUUUUGAGCUACAAUGGAACUGUAGUGGCACCUCUUCAGUGACACAUUUACUGUGGAUGCAGCUAUUGUGCAGAAACAACAUCAGUAUCAGAGUCUUUCUUUGAACUUCCUCCCAGAAGUUAAUUCAAUUUCAGCUACAGCAAAAGCUCAGCUUUCAGAUAAGUAUGUAGUUUUUUUUUGUUGUUGUUAUUGUUGUUAAUUCUCACUCAGUCAAUUCAGGAGCUAAUUAACAAAGCAAAGCACUAUAAAAUUGUGUCUGUGAUAAUCUGGGUUUCUAGGUUAUCGUGUGUAUGAUAAUUGUAUUUGCACUUCAAAUUUAGCAGUACCAGUCGGACCAGGUCAGGUCGGGUUUCAGAGUUACUAGUUCAGUUUUAUGCCUGUGCAGGCCACUGUGGGUUUUAUUAAGGGCCUUAGUGCUAGCUCAGCAUUUUGCCCAGUGAUAGCUAGGUAGUGACAUUAUUGGUUGAUGGCAUUUUACUUCACUUACUGGUGCAUCAUGACAUAAUCAAAAUGAGAAAAUGUUUUUGAGAUGGGCAAAAGUCACAACACUUUACCUUUUCAAUGAAGAAUUGUGCUUAAUAUGAACAGGUGCAUGAACUAACAAGGUAAAAUUAAUGUCAAAUUUUGGUUUCUGGUUGAUUUUAAGAGCAUUCUGAGGCAAUUUCCAGAUUAGGAUCAUGUGUGCUGGUCUGGUACAUCCAGUUGCAGAAGUUCCCACAAUUUUAACUUUUUGUGAAACUUUUUUUUUUUUUAACUGUGGGACAUAAACUUGGUGUAUAGACCCCAAAACAUGUCGGGCCAUAUCAGAUCUAGGCAGGUUUUCUCUAUGGGAAAAAUGUCAUAUUUACAAAUCACUGUCAUGUGGUUAACAAAAAUGUCCUAAAUUUGGUACAUUUUUAUCAUAUUGGCAUUUUUCUUAACGCUGCUUUAACCACAGAAGCAUGAGGUCUUCAAGGAGCUGAAAUCCAAUUACUGCUACAUGCAAGCAAAUGCUGCUGCACACUGAGUCGAUAUUUUAAGACAGUGGCAACCUCCCAGUAAAACCCCACACAAACCAGCAAGCAUUGUCAAAUGUGGUAAUUAAGUUGCUUUGGCAGUAGUAGCUAACAAUUUGAAUAUCUGAUGUUGGCAUAAUAGUGUUAGUUUAAUAACACCUAUUUUCAUGUGACAUCAUUUCAGUGUGCAGAUGUGUUAGCUUGCUUGUAGCAUAUAGCAUUUUUGUUUUUUUACUGCUAAAUGACUCGGUGACAUUCAGGGGAAAGGUACAAAGGACAUCAUGUAUCAGGUUUGGAACAUUUUUGUUCACCACAGGGCACUAUGGAGGCGAUUUUUCCAAAACACCCCUUUUCAUCACAGAGAAAACUAACUCAGAUCCUGAGAUCCUAAUACGAGUAAGACAGCAAUUACAGAAUGAUGUACAACUUCAGUCUUUUUCAGAUUUGACAGAGUAUUGGAAAGUGUUUGCAUUUAGUGAAAUGGGACACACUUGGACAUUUAAAGCACAUGAGCGCACUCACAAGUACACACAAACCGCAAAUGUGAACUCUGGGACGGGCCAUGAGGCACGGAUUUUCUUUUUUCUGUUAUUUCCGUUCCUUCCUGAACUUGCACUGAGACACAAAAAUGUGACACUGUACAUUUUUAUAUAACUAGGUAGAGGUAAAUGUCACGACAUGUAAAUGUAUAGUUGUUUUCUUCCGUGGAAUGUCUGACCGUUCUUUGGAUCACAUUUUAUUGCCUUUGCGGAAUCGCUGAUUGUCGAUGUAUAGAGAAGGGGGGAUAGAGAGAUUCUGUUGCCAAGAACAGUUUUCUUCUUUUUUUAAUUUACUUUUUUUUUUUUUAAUGAAAGGGAAACCUCAGAUAAAUAACCUCAUAUUUCCUGUUGUAUUUACUCGGAGAGGAUCGGGUCAGAGGGGGCACCUUUUAACGCAUUAGCAACCAAUAAAACAAAUAAACAUUUUAUUUUUUCUGUA
Molecule: messenger RNA, 5502 nt
Organism: Pygocentrus nattereri (red-bellied piranha)
Lineage: Eukaryota; Metazoa; Chordata; Actinopteri; Characiformes; Serrasalmidae
Gene: tmem8b
Product: transmembrane protein 8B
Exons: 13
Coding region: 383-2761 (792 amino acids)
Cellular component (GO): plasma membrane
Source: RefSeq, a predicted model, not a curated record